Drosophila obscura is the source of this 1331-nucleotide messenger RNA. RefSeq names its product alcohol dehydrogenase class-3 (gene Fdh). The record is from RefSeq and is a predicted model, not a curated record. Gene Ontology annotation, biological process: formaldehyde catabolic process. Bases 104 to 1243 code for a protein of 379 amino acids. Gene Ontology annotation, cellular component: cytosol. Lineage: Eukaryota; Metazoa; Arthropoda; Insecta; Diptera; Drosophilidae. Gene Ontology annotation, molecular function: S-(hydroxymethyl)glutathione dehydrogenase [NAD(P)+] activity; zinc ion binding. The transcript has 4 exons.
ACAACAACACCUGUUGGCCGGCUGUAUAACUGUUUCGCUCUCAUUCGCCGCCUCGCAUCGAACUUAUCGCAAAAACUAUAUUUUCCUCCACGAGCCAAGCAAGAUGUCCGCAACAGAAGGCAAAGUAAUCAAAUGCAAAGCUGCAGUGGCAUGGGAGGCCAAGAAGCCGCUAGUCAUUGAGGAUAUCGAAGUGGCGCCACCUCAGGCGCAUGAGGUUCGCAUCAAGAUUACAGCCACUGGCGUCUGUCACACGGACGCUUUUUCGUUGAGCGGUGCCGAUCCGGAGGGUCUCUUUCCCGUGGUCCUUGGCCAUGAGGGCGCCGGCAUUGUGGAGAGCGUUGGCGAGGGCGUCACCAACUUCAAGGCCGGUGAUCAUGUCAUUGCCCUGUACAUUCCGCAGUGCAAUGACUGCAAAUUCUGCAAGAGCGGCAAGACAAAUCUCUGCCAGAAGAUUCGCCUGACCCAGGGCGCUGGUGUCAUGCCCAAUGGAUCGUCCCGCUUGUCGUGCAAGGGUCAGCAACUGUUCCACUUCAUGGGCACCUCCACAUUCGCCGAGUACACCGUGGUGGCCGACAUAUCGGUGACCAAAAUCAACGAGACAGCCCCAUUGGAGAAGGUGUGCCUGCUGGGCUGUGGCAUUUCCACGGGCUAUGGUGCCGCAUUGAACACAGCCAAGGUGGAACCUGGCAGCACUUGCGCCGUCUGGGGUCUGGGUGCUGUUGGCCUAGCCGUGGGUCUGGGCUGCAAGAAGGCUGGCGCCGGCAAGGUCUACGGCAUCGACAUCAAUCCCUCCAAAUUUGAGCUGGCCAAGAAAUUCGGCUUCACCGAUUUUGUCAAUCCCAAGGAUGUGGCCGACAAGGGUGCGAUUCAGAACUAUUUGAUUGACCUGACAGACGGCGGCUUCGACUACACCUUCGAGUGCAUUGGCAAUGUGAAUACCAUGCGUGCCGCCCUAGAGGCCACGCACAAGGGCUGGGGCACAUCGGUGGUCAUUGGUGUGGCCGGUGCCGGCCAGGAGAUUGCCACACGGCCCUUCCAACUGGUUGUGGGUCGUGUGUGGAAGGGAUCUGCUUUCGGCGGUUGGCGUUCGGUCUCGGAUGUGCCCAAACUUGUGGAGGCGUACCUUAAGAAGGAUCUGCUGGUGGAUGAGUUUAUUACCCACGAACUGCCACUAACGCAGAUCAACGAGGCAUUCGAUUUGAUGCACAAAGGCGAAAGCAUUCGCUCUAUUAUCAAGUACUGAGGAUGAUCCACCCCCUCCCACGCUAAGAUGAUUGUUUUUUCACUUUUUUAACAGCAUGCAAAUUGCUUUAAAAUAAACAGAAUAUUUC